This is a messenger RNA of Fundulus heteroclitus (mummichog), 2097 nucleotides long. Its product is annotated as biotinidase. Gene Ontology annotation, molecular function: hydrolase activity, acting on carbon-nitrogen (but not peptide) bonds, in linear amides. NCBI's taxonomy places the organism in Eukaryota, Metazoa, Chordata, Actinopteri, Cyprinodontiformes, Fundulidae. Bases 121 to 1659 code for a protein of 512 amino acids. The transcript is spliced from 6 exons. The record is from RefSeq and is a predicted model, not a curated record.
UAGAAACUUUAUUUAACAAUAUAGUGGCUUUAACUUGGAAGCCUAAAGCAGCCACUUCUAAGCCUUUAGGGCAGUAGUCUGUUUUCCUGACUCUGUAUCUAUCCAGCGGAGCGCACAUUCAUGUGUCUCACACAGGGGAAGAUGUUGCUUUUUCUUCUGCUCGUCUUCUGUCUCGGGGGGACGGAGUCUGCUGCGGACUCGUACGUGGCUGCCGUGUACGAGCACAGAGUCGUCCUGAACCCAGACCCACGCGUCCCGGUGUCCCGCCGCGAAGCCCUGAUCCACAUGCAGAAGAACCUGGACGUCUACGAGGAGCAGGCUGCCAUAGCUGCACAGCAGGGUGCCCAGAUAAUUGUGUUUCCAGAAGAUGGCCUUCAGGGUUUUAACUUCACCCGUUCAUCCAUUUCCGGAUACUUGGAGACCGUUCCUGACCCUCAGGAGGAGAGCUGGAACCCUUGCACCGAGCCGCACCGACACAACAACACUGAGGUUCUCCAGCGACUGAGCUGCAUGGCCCGUACCCACAACCUCUACCUGGUGGCAAACAUGGCCGAUCAGCAGCCCUGUCCCCUGAAGACAGCCCCGUCCUCGUGUCCCCCCGAUGGACACUGGCAGUUCAACACCAAUGUGGCUUUCAGUUCUGAUGGCCUGCUUGUGGCACGCUACCAUAAACAGAACCUCUACUUUGAGGAGUCCUUUGAUACGCCUCCAAAGCUGGAAGUUAUUACAUUUGAUACACCUUUUGCUGGGAAGUUUGGCCUCAUCAUCUGCUUUGACAUCCUGUUCCACGAUCCUGCAAUAGUCCUGGUGGAAAGGGGUGUGCGGCAGGUGAUUUUCCCCACAGCUUGGAUGAACGCGCUCCCCUUGCUGGACUCUAUCCAGUUUCACCGGGCCUUCAGUCUGGGGGCAAACGUUACUGUGCUAUCUGCCAACAUUCGUAACGACCGGCUGAUCAUGACAGGAAGCGGCAUCUUCACCCCGUUCUCUGCUACCUUCCACCAUGCCGUGAAGGAAGACCCAGAGGAGGGCAGGCUGCUCGUGGCCAGAGUUCCAGUCUUAGAGCCGAUGGGGGUGGAUGAAGAGGCUGAAUCCACAUCAUCCGGGCCUUCAGAGUCUGGUCACUGCUACAAAGACAGAUGUCCUGGUUCUCCUUCACCUGCUCCCUCCUCCAACCCCACCUUCACUGCAUACAUGAUGCGUGACCCAUUUAAAUUUGUCCUCAUAAACAAGUCAGAGGACAAUGUCACAGUGUGUGACGGUACGUUCUGCUGCCAUCUCCAGUACAAGUGGACAGCACAUGACCAAAAGAAGGAACUGUAUGCUCUGGGAGCAUUUGCAGGAACGCACACCGUGCAUGGACGUUAUGCCUUGCAGGUGUGUGCAGCGGUCCGCUGCGCAGGGCUGGAGCCCAGCUCCUGUGGACAGAAAGUGGAGGAGGCGGAGUCCAAGAUGGACUUCCUGUUGGAGGCGACAUUUCAGACAAAAUACGUGUACCCUUCAGUUCUGGUGAACCGCAUGGUGCUGGAGCAGCCAAAGCUGGAGAGAGCUGCAGGUGGGAGGGUGGCCAUGAUGCAGUCUAACCUGAGUGGUGGCCUGAUCACUGCCUGCCUGUAUGGACGAAUGUACCACCUGGAUAAUGAGGGACUUGCUGUGCAAUGAGUUGUAAGUAGCUUAGCAUGAAGAUGUCUGUAGCAGAGAGUAUACAGGACUUGAAGGAAAUAUGCCAUCCUUGCACAAGUGAGGAGGUUGGUAGCUAUAAAGAGUAGACUUUUGUGCAUCCCUGGCUGGAUCUGAAGGGAUUUAUCAAGAUGGUUGGAUGCAAAGUUAAAUUUGACAUUGUUGCCAUUAGCUAUAGAAUUGAGCAAAGGAAAGCAUCAAUUGGGAUUAUUAGUUAUUUUUUUGAUUAAUCACUUGGAUUAAUCAUUAAUGGCACCACUGUCCAGUGUCUAUAGAUAACCAUACAAGCGUAAUUUACACUAGGCCUGCCCUGGAUUCACCAAUUUUCUUGUCCAGUUUUAUAAUCAUACAUCUGUUGCCCUAACAGCUAAGCUUGGAUGCACAUCUACAUUCCAAUAAAGAUUCUUGAUGCCUCUGAAA